This is a messenger RNA of Budorcas taxicolor (takin), 675 nucleotides long. It is a transcript of the gene APCS, whose product is annotated as amyloid P component, serum. The transcript has 2 exons. Lineage: Eukaryota; Metazoa; Chordata; Mammalia; Artiodactyla; Bovidae. Gene Ontology annotation, biological process: innate immune response. The record is from RefSeq and is a predicted model, not a curated record. Gene Ontology annotation, molecular function: complement component C1q complex binding. The coding region runs from base 1 to 675 and encodes 224 amino acids.
AUGAACAGGCUGAUGCCUUGGGUCUCUGUCCUCGUCAUCCUCCCAGAAGCCUUUACUCAGACAGACCUCAGAGGGAAGGUAUUUGUGUUCCCUAGAGAAUCUUCCAUUGACCAUGUGACCCUGAUCACAAAACUGAAGAAACCUCUGAAGAACUUGUCCUUGUGUCUCCGAGCCUAUAGUGAUCUCUCCCGGGCCUACAGCCUCUUUUCCUACAACAUCUACGGCAAGGAUAAUGAGCUACUCGUUUUUAAAAACAGAACUGGAGAGUACAGUCUAUACAUUGGAAAAGCCAAAGUUACUGUUAGAGCUACCGAGGAGUUCCCCAGCCCAGUGCACAUCUGUACCAGCUGGGAGUCUUCCACAGGCAUCGCUGAAUUCUGGGUCAAUGGGAAGCCACUGGUGAAAAGGGGCCUGAAACAAGGUUAUUCUGUGGGAGCUUACCCCAAGAUUGUCCUGGGACAAGAGCAGGAUUCCUAUGGAGGAGGGUUUGAUAAAAGCCAGUCCUUUAUGGGAGAGAUUGGGGAUUUAUACAUGUGGGACUCUGUCCUGUCGCCGGAAGAAAUCCUACUUGUGUACCAGGGUUCCUCAUUCAUCAAUCCCACCAUCCUGGACUGGCAGGCUUUGAAAUAUGAAACAAAAGGUUAUGUUAUUGUCAAGCCCAUGGUGUGGGGCUGA